Messenger RNA from Lycium barbarum (goji berry), 1426 nucleotides. RefSeq lists its product as uncharacterized. The record is from RefSeq and is a predicted model, not a curated record. NCBI's taxonomy places the organism in Eukaryota, Viridiplantae, Streptophyta, Magnoliopsida, Solanales, Solanaceae. The coding region runs from base 163 to 1359 and encodes 398 amino acids. The transcript has 2 exons.
UUGUCUCAAUACCAAUUGGCAAUACCAAACACCACAUAUAUCAUUUUUAAGGCUAAGACACAACCUAUGUGGCUAUAUCCAUCUAGUUGCUUAACAUAAGUCUCAUCAACUUAGACAAACUAAAAUCAUAUCCCAUUGAAAUUCAGAGUAAAAUUAUCAAGUAUGGGCUGUGCCUCAUCCAAAAGAAUAGAGGCCACCGUCGACGUCUACCGUCCACCACCAACGAGCUUUGCCGUCUUUGAUAUCAACUCCAUUGAAGAACCAUGGCUUAAGGGGGGUAAUAACAAGGUAGAAGAAGAUGAGCUGGAUCAAGAUGAACCAGAAGAAGAAGAAGAAAAGCCACCAAAAGUGCCACAACAACUUGAAAAACUCAACUCCUCUAUUGAUGAUGCUCCUCGUUCAUGGGAUGAAGUUAGCAAAGCCUUAGAACAUAUAAAACCCACACUAAAAAAUCCACCACCACCAAAAUCACCUAAAAAACCCCUCCUUGCACUAAUGCCACCACCGCCACCAACAGAAGACGGUGGCAGCUCCCCAAAAAGGAAAGUUCCAAGAAAGAGCUUUUCCUUUCAUACCCUUGAAGAACUCGAAUCCAAUAUAUCAUCUAAAGAUUCAAAAAAACCAAAUGAAUUGAAGAGACAAGAGUCCAUGCGUACUAAUGAAGAGGAAAAUAAAAAGUUGCAAAAAAUCAGCAAUAAAACAGUGAAACACGAGUCACAAAUUAUGUUUCAUAAUGAGUUAGAAGCACAUCAAAAGACUCAACAUGAAGGGUACAAGCCAGUGAAGUCUGUGAAAGAGAACCCUUUUUUGUUAAGGGACAAAAUGGAAAGAGAAAAAGAAGGGAAAGUUGCAACUUUCAUAAAAUUUAACCCUUUAAGUGACUACCCCGAAAAGUGUCCGCCACGUGGUGAUGACUCAUUGGUUGUUUACACGACGUCGCUAGGUGGUGUGCGUCGCACGUUUGAGGAUUGUAACAAAGUGAGGCUAAUCUUGGAGUCUCACCGUGUGGUUUUUGACGAGCGAGACGUGGCGUUGCACGGUGAAUUUCGUCAGGAGCUGAAGGAAUUGCUAGGAGAUGAAGAGGACGCCAAUGUACCAAGGUUGUUCGUGAAGGGGAGGUACAUUGGCGGCGUGGAGGAAGUGGUGCAUCUAAACGAGACAAGUCGACUCGGGAGGAUAUUGAAUUGGGCUAGGGUGGAGAGGGGUGUAGGGAGGUCAGGGUGUGAAGGGUGUGGGGGUGCUAGGUUUGUGCCAUGUUUUGAUUGUGGAGGAAGUUGCAAAGUUGUGAAUAGGGAUGUCAAGGAGAGAUGUCCCAAGUGUAAUGAGAAUGGUUUGAUUCAUUGUCCUCUUUGCGAUUGAAUAAAUUGUAUGCAUGUAUUCUUGAGCACAUACUUAAAUCAGUGAAUGCAGAAUAUUAUUGUUGUUA